Molecule: messenger RNA, 8288 nt
Organism: Oncorhynchus nerka (sockeye salmon)
Lineage: Eukaryota; Metazoa; Chordata; Actinopteri; Salmoniformes; Salmonidae
Product: dermatan-sulfate epimerase-like protein
Exons: 1
Coding region: 1071-4730 (1219 amino acids)
Molecular function (GO): chondroitin-glucuronate 5-epimerase activity
Source: RefSeq, a predicted model, not a curated record
GACGGAGACAUCAGACGCAGCAAGAUACAUACAUGUUCAACCGCAAUUGUUGUGUGAUGCAGUAUAUAUGCCGGAGUGGAGAAAGCGAGCGCAAAGCAGUUGAUUAGGCUGCAAGGAUUUUCCAGCCUGAACGUUUAUUUUUGGGAAUGUAUUUUUUUUUUAUUGACAAUGUUAUGUCUCUUUCUUUGAAUACUUGGUUGGCAGUGACGACAACUUUCCCUUUUUAACUAGCCUACUUAAUCUAACGUUCGUUGGUUUGGGAAAGAAGACAAACUGCGAAUAGGGGAAAAUACAUCAUUUUAGAAUGGAAAACGACUAAACCUUGGAUUCGGACAGUACAUCAUCGCGACAGCUCGCAAUGUUAAAUGCGGAAAUGCGCUAUUUUCUUUGGUUUGUGGAUAUUUCAGCUCGAUCGAGGAGAAUAAAAAGCCUUUGGGUGUCUGUGAUUGGACCGGACACGGACUGGGGCUGACUGAUGUUUUUCCAGGAGGAAUUUUUUUGGGGGGAGAGAUGAAUACGAGUUUGCUGCUGCUCGCAGCAGGAGAGAUGCCAGUCACUCCAUGCGCCACACUCCAGUGAGGAUUGACAACGUGCCGGCAAAAACGGAAAAGAUUCAUGGAUAAUUCUAUGUUUAAUUUUUCUAAAAUAUUUAUGUAAAAUUGUUGUUUGAUUGUACUCUUAUUUUAUGGGUUAGAACAGAUGUCCACACCUCCAAAACUUUAUCUGUCUGCUGCGUUUUCAAACCUUUCCAAGUGGAGAUGGACAUUGUGCGUUUGUGUACGGUAUUGGACUGGAGUAGCCUAUACAGUAGGCAGAACAUUAGUGCUGUCAAACUCUGGCCUCCUGGCAAUUAUUCACGCUGACUGGUAUUGUAGAAUGCAUGCUAUUUUAUUGUGAAAUAAUAUAGUCUGUCGUUUUUUUUAGGGGAUGUGAGAUUGAACUGUCAGAAAACACAUCUCAUAUAUAUUUGAAUAUGUCUCCAAAAUACAUUUCUGAAGUUUUUGAAAAAUACUUAAAUUUGCCAUUCAGCUUCAAAAAAGAGAUGAUAAUAUAGACAACACGACAACAAAAUGUCUUGGACCAUGGCAAAAAAGUGGAUAGGGUGCUAUAUAUUUUUACUGGCACUCUUGGCAGUGGGAAUGGCCUUUUCGGGUGUAUUCAAUGCGUCCGAAAAAUACAUUUUCACGGAUGAUUUGGUGCCGCUCAAACUCACCCAGGGUAAAGCAUCAGAGCAGCGAAAACUUCAAUCUACCGAUUCUCAUCCCAACCUGUAUUUCAACCAAGUUGAUGUACAGCUUAUGAGGCAAAGAUCAUCCAGCACACACAGCCACAUUUUCAAAGUAAUCAGAGCAGCGGUCCUGACCAUGCUGUCCAAUGUGCCCCUUUACAUGCCCCCUGCAAAACAUGAGGAGUUUACUAGCAAGUGGAAUGAGAUUUACGGGAACAACCUACCCCCCCUUGCUCUGUAUUGCCUGCUGUGCCCAGAGGAUUCAGGUGCCCUGCAGUUUCUCAUGAAGUUUAUGGAUAGAAUGGCAAAUUACCCGGACUGGAAGGUGACCAGUGCUCCCAAUGAUGAGGUGCCCUUGGCACACUCACUUACUGGGUUUGCCACCGCAUAUGACUUUAUUUACUCGUUCCUGGACGAGCACCGACGGGAUGUUUACCUCAAGAGAAUUCGCUCUGAGACAGAGGAGCUGUAUGAAACAUCUAAGUAUAGGGGUUGGGGGAAGCAGUAUCUCCAAAAUCAUCAAACCACUAAUAUAUUAGCCAUCUUGACUGGGGCUAUUGUGGUCGGCGCCCAUGAGGACCCAGAAACGAUGGUUUGGAAACAGGUGUCAGUCAAUUAUAUGGAGAAGACCAUGUUUCUCCUAAACCACGUUGUAGACGGGUCACUAGAUGAGGGCGUGGCAUACGGGAGCUAUACAGCCAAGUCGAUCACUCAGUAUGUUUUCUUAGCGCAACGUCAUUUCAACAUUGACAACACACAGAACAACUGGCUGCGGGAACACUUCUGGUUCUACUAUGCCACUCUUCUGCCCGGCUUUCAGAGGACUGUGGGCAUAGCCGACUCCAACUACAACUGGUUCUACGGCCCAGAGAGCCAGCUGGUGUUCCUAGACACAUUUGUUAUAAGAAACGGCACUGGGAACUGGCUAGCCCAGCAGAUUAGAAAGCACAGGCCCAAAGAUGGUCCCAUGGGUCAGUCCUCUGCCCAGCGCUGGACUACCCUACACACUGAGUACAUCUGGUACAAUGCCCAUCUCACUGCACAACCUCCCCAUGGCUUUGGCAAAGCCAGGAUGCAUAUUUUCUCCAACUGGGGUGUGGUGACGUACGGAGCUGGGCUGCCCAACGGUCAGGGAAACACAUUUGUCUCCUUUAAAUCCGGGAAGCUGGGUGGCCGUGCCGUGUAUGACAUCGUUCAUGCAAAGCCCUAUUCAUGGCUGGACGGCUGGAAUAGCUUCAACCCAGGCCACGAGCACCCGGACCAAAACUCCUUCACUUUUGCCCCUAACGGACAGGUAUUUGUGUCUGAAGCACUUUACGGGCCUAAGUACAGUUAUCUGAACAAUGUGCUGGUGUUCGGACCCUCUCCCAGUAGCCAGUGUAACGCUCCAUGGGAGGGCCAGCUGGGGGAGUGUGCUAAAUGGCUGCGCUGGACAGAUGAAGGGGUAGGGGAUGCUGCUGGGGAGCUGAUCGCUGCCUCCUCCCAUAGAGACACUAUGUUUGUAAGUGGGGAGGCAGCCCCAGCUUACUCUCCUGCCAUGCGGCUGAGGAGUGUCUACAGGGCCCUUGUGCUGCUCAACUCCCAGACCUUGCUAGUACUGGACCAUGUUGAGAAGCUGGACGAUUCGCCCAUCACCUCGCAGAGUGCGUUCUUCCACAACCUCGACAUUGACUUCAAAUAUGUCCCCUAUAAAUUCAUGGACAAGUACAAUGGGGCGUUGAUGGAUGUGUGGGAUGCUCAUUAUAAAAUGUUCUGGUUUGACAGCCAGGGUCUCAGCCCAGAUACUAGGAUACAGGAGGCCGAGCAGGCUGCGGAGUUCAAAAAGAGGUGGACACAGUAUGUUAACGUCACUUUCCACAUGAGGGGCACAGUAAGCCGAGUGGCCUAUGUGAUGCAUGGACCUUAUGUCAAAGUGUCCAACUGUCGAUUUCUGGACAGUAGCAAAAAUGGUGUCAGACUAUCUCUAGUUAUAAACAACACAGAGAAAAUAGUUUCAGUUGUUACAAACUAUAAAGACAUAGGAACAAGAUUAAGUUAUUUAGGAUUUGGGGGUUAUGCCAAAAUGGAAGACAGACAUCAGAUCAUUCGAUAUGGCCUGGGGACUCAACUGGUUCCGAAACAAAACACAGUGGACAAUCAGCUGUUUGAUUUUGGAUUCACAGUCAAUGUGAUAGCGGGGGUGAUACUUUGUGUUGCUAUUGUUUUUUUGACCCUGCAGAGAAAGUUCUAUGUGUGCUUCAGUAGACUGAUGCGCUAUGCUCUGUUCUCAGUGCUCAUACUGUGGAUAGCUGCGCUGUUGUUCGUGUCAAACACCUGCGAUCAACUCCUAUGUGGGGUCAAAUGGAAAGGUGUCAGCACUGACCCAGAGGUCAGCAAACAAACCAGACUUUAUGAUCAACAUCGCUUUGCCCUGCCAACCGUUGUCAUAACGACCCUGCCUGGCUCAGGAUCUGAAAUACUUAAGAACCUUUUUGACAACAGCUCCGACUUUGUUUACAUUCGUGUCCCCACGGAGCAUGUAGACAUUCCAGAGACCGAGUUCGAAUUUGACUCGCUGGUUGAUGCCUGUGAGUGGUCCAGAACGGACGCCCUGCGCGGACGCUUUAAAAUCAUCCAGGGCUGGCUGCAUUCUCUGGUCCACAACACCAAGCUGCAUUUGCAGAACAUCCAGCUAGUGGAGAGUAGCAGGGCCAAGCUGCCCCAGAGAGCCCCAGGCCCCGGCAGUGACAGGAGGAAGAGGACUAGGAGGAAGGAGCCUGCCGCCGAGCUGAGGGGCAAGAUGAGGGGCGGCCUUGAUCGGGAUGCUGAGUACGUCAGGGAGAUGAGGCGCCACGUCAGUGAGUACCCCAAUGCCCGCGUGGUCCUCAACAUGAGGAGUGGAAGCUGGGGGCUCAAACUCCCCUUCCUUCAGGAGGUGGUGGGCCCGUCCCUGAGGACCAUCAAUGUAGUCAGAGACCCCCGGGCGUGGAUCUAUCUCAUGCUCUAUAACAGUAAACCCAGCUUUUACUCCCUUAAAAACAUUCCUCAACACCUGUCCCUGAUAUUCAAGGUGGACGGUAACAGUAGCAGUACCACGGACAGGUGCCCAGUCUCAGCCCCUGAGUUCAGAAUGAUCCGGAGGCUCUUGUCCCACUCGGAGGCCAGCGCCGUCCUCCUGCUGGCUCACCUGUGGCUGGCACACACUGCUGCAGUGCUCCGGGUCAGUGGGAGCCUCCAGGCAGAGGCCUACCUCCAGGUGAGGUUUGAGGACAUAGUCACUUUCCCCCAGGAGACAGCUGAAAGGAUCCACAGGUUCCUGGGGGUGCCGGUCAAACCGGCGGCCCUCAACCAGCUCAUGUUCACCACCUCCACAAACUUGUACAACCUGAUGUACGAGGGGGACAUAUCACCAGCCAACAUUAACAUAUGGAGGCAGAACAUGCCUCGCAAGGACAUCAGACUGAUAGAGGACACAUGUGGGGUGGUCAUGAAAAGACUUGGGUACUCCAGGUUUAUCAGCUAGUUAAUGUUACUGCUGCAGGUCAGCUGAUAUCAAGUUGUCUUGUUUGUUACUGUCAAUCUUUUACUUUAAUCAUCUCUAAUGUUGUAUUUUGCACUGACCGGUAACGGAAGUGAUAUCAUCACUGAGUCACUGAUGGGAAGUAGUAACACGGGACAAAAACAAUUAUUUAAGCCCAAUUAUUUAACUGUGUUCUGGGUUUUACUCUGUUACAUUAUACGUGGGCGGUUCUACUCACACAUGAUACCUUGUGUUUGCAAGUGAGGGAUGUUUUACAUUAAAAUUAGUUGAAGGGGAACUUUAAAAGUGAAAGUAUUUGAUUGUGUUUUCUCCCUAUUAUCCCUGGACAAUUACUUUAAACACUCUUUGUUGGAGUGAGAUUUCCACCCUUUGAUGUCUUACAGUUGUCUCUUAAAAAGUCUCCCAAAAAACGGCAAUGUCUAAACAGAUUAUUUUUGUAAAGCUGUUUGGAGCUUAGAAAUACAAUAUGUUCCUAGUGCUUAAUUGUUUUUUAAUAUAUAUAUAUAUACACUACCGUUCAAAAGUUUGGGGUCACUUAGAAAUGUUCUUGUUUUUGAAAGAAAAGCACAUUCUUUGUCCAUUAAAAAAUUGCUGUUCUUUCAAAAACAAAGACAGUUCUAAGUGAUCCCAAACUUUUUAACAGUAGUGUAUACAUAUAUAUGUACAGAUGAAGUCUGAAGUUUACAUACAGCUUAGCCAAAUAAAUUUAAACUAAGUUUUCCACAAUUCCUGACAUUUAAUCCUAGUAAAAAUCACCUGUCUUAGGUCAGUUAGGAUCACCACUUUAUUUUAAGAAUGUGAAAUAUCAGAAUAAUAGUAGAGAGAAUGGUUGAUUUCAGCUUUUAUUUCUUUCAUCACAUUCCCAGUGGGUCAGAAGUUUACAUACACCCAAUUAGUAUUUGUUAGCAUUGCCUUUAAUAUGUUUAACUUGGGUCAAACGUUUUGGGUAGCCUUCCACAAGCUUCCCACAAUAAGUGAGUGAAUUUUGUCCAUUCCUCCCGACAGAGCUGGUGUAACUGAGUCAGGUUUGUAGACCUUGCUUGCACACACUUUUUCAGUUCUGCCCACAACUUUUCUAUAGGAUUGAGGUCAGGGCUUUGUGAUGGCCACUCCAAUACCUUGACUUUGUUGUCCUGAAGCCAUUUUGCCACAACUUUAGAAGUAUGCUUGGGGUCGUUGUCCAUUUGGAAGACCCAUUUGCGACCAAGCUUUAACUUACUGACUGAUGUCUUGAGAUGUUGCUUCAAUAUAUCCACAUAAUUUUGCUUUCUCGUGAUGCCAUCUAUUUUGUGAAGUGCACCAGUCCCUCCUGCAGCAAAGCACCCCCACAACAUGAUGCUGCCUUCCCCGUGCUUCACGGUUCGGAUGGUGUUCUUCUGCUUGCAAGCCUCCCCCUUUUUCCUCCAAACAUAACCAUGGUCAUUAUGGCCAAACUAUUUUAGUUUCAUCAGACCAGAGGACAUACCAGAGGACCAGAGGACAUUUCUCCAAAAGUACGAUCUUUGUUCCCAUGUGCAGUUGCAAACCGCAGUCUGGCUUUUUUAUGGCGGUUUUGGAGCAGUGGCUUCUUCCUUGCUGAGCAGCCUUUCAUGUUAUGUCAAUAUAGGACUCGUUUAGCUGUGGAUAUAGAUACUUUUGUACCUGUUUCCUCCAGCAUCUUCACAAGGUCCUUUUCUGUUGUUCUGGGAUUGAUAUGCAUUUUUCGCACAAAAGUACGUUCAUCUCUAGGAGACGGAACGCGUCUCCUUCCUGAGCGGUAUGAUGGCUGCGUGGUCACAUGGUGUUUAUACUUGCAUGCUAUUGUUUGUACAGAUGAACAUGGUACCUUCAGGUGUUUGGAAAUUGCUCCCAAGGAUGAACCAGACUUGUGGAGGUCUACAAUUGUUUUCUAAGGUCUUGGCUUAUUUUGAUUUUCCCAUGAUGCCAAGCAAAGAGGCACUGAGUUUUAAGUUUGGCCUUGAAAUACAUCCAAAGGUACACCUCCAAUUGACUCAAAUUAUGUAAAUUAGCCUAUCAGGAGCUUCUAAAGCCAUGACAUCCUUUUCUGGAAUUUUCCAAGCUGUUUAAAGGCAUAGUCAACUUAGUGUAUGUAAACUUCUGACCCACUGGAAUUGUGAUGCAGUGAAUUAUAAGUGAAAUAAUCUGUAAACAAUUGUUGGAAAAAUGACUUGUGUCAUGCAGAAAGUAGAUGUCCUAACUCACUUGCCAAAACUAAAGUUUGUUAAUAAGAAAUUUGUGGAGUGGUUGAAAAACGAGUUUUAAUGACUCCGACCUAAAUGUAUGUAAACUUCCGACUUCAACUGUAUAUAUAUAUAUAUGAAUAAUGUGUUCCUAGUGCUUAUAUAAAUAUGUAUAUGAAUAAUGUGGACUGUAUUUUCAUAAAAAUGUAUACUGGAAAUGUUUUAUGUUAGACAAGAAUGCCAUCAAGGACUUUUAUUUGAAGUUCAUGACAUGUUAAUGGUUUAGCACUUUGCAGGGAUUCCCUCAGAUUAUCUGUGAAAGACUAUACAUUUUAAGCCUUUAAAAUCAAGUUGAAGUAAUUAUUCAAAUGGUAAUCUUAGGUUGUUGGUUUUCUGGCAGAAAAGAAAAGCAAUGCCUUGUUACAAACACACAUACCCCAAAGGCUAUAACAAAUUAAAAUGGGAAUUAAUACCAUGAUCAUGACAUGAUGUUUAACCCUUUCAUGGCAUCCAUUUGAGUUAAAUCCAAAGAGGGUCAGCUCCAUAGAGAUCAAACUGGGCUAAACGACAGCCCUGACACAGUUUCAGUCUGAGCUAUUCCAAAGCAUCCCCCCCAGCUACCCAUAUUAAUCUGCAAAACACCAUAACUGGGGCUCUGUCCUCUGUUUCUGUUGCUGUGUUAUCUUCACUCGGCCCUAGAGGAAAUGCAAACAACGCAAGUUUCCAUUUCCUGUCGCGCUCAAUCAGAUAUCUAAUGAUCUUUCAGGACUUUGUCCUUAAACAGUUCACUAGACAGCAGCCUCCACUGGUUAUGAAUAUUAAGUGUCUAUUAAAAGGAAGUCUAGAAGUUUUAGUUUUCUGGGUUGUUAUGUUCUAUUCUAAAAGCCACCAGUGUGGGUGGACAAAAUGUAUUGAGUCUUUUUGAGUUUAUAUUUUAUGCUUAAUAUACAUUUAAAUAAUUGGAUAUUAAACAACAUGGAAAAAAUACACACUCAAAAACUGCCAUUGUGUAUGUAAAGAAAUAUACGUAUCAUAUCUUACGGAAAUAUCAGUCCUUUCUCAGCCAGAAACUGUCCUGGUUUUCCACUAUGAACACUGAAACCUGUGAUUGCUUGGAAAACCUGUUUGAUGUUGUGGUCUUUGACUGUGUGUAACUUGGCAGCCAUGCUCUCUCUUUGGUGUUGCAAUCCUGUUACCAACUCUGUUUUUGUAUUUGCUUGUGGGGAUGUGUUUCCUUGCUUCUGUGGCCUUGAAUUACAAACAUACUUCUCUACAUCUGGUUUUAAUGGGCUCCAGAGCAGGAUGCUGAGACAAUGUAAAAGAAAAUAAUACAUUCUUAAAUACAGUACAUUGACAACCA